UCCUCCCGGCAGAAUCCAAGCAUAGGACGCCCGGGUUACAGCCCCAGUGUCUAGCCCACGUUCACCGAGUGACCUAAGCAUUGCUGCUCAGCGUGGGGUCUGAGGACCAGUAGAAUCGAUGUCACCCUGCAGCUCAUUAGAGAUGCAGCAUCUCGGCCCCGCUCCAGAACCUCUGCAUCAGAAUCUGCAUUUUAGCAAUCUCCCCCCGGGGGAAUUCAUGGACGUGUUACCGUUUCAGAAGCUCUGGGCUAGGACAGGAUGCUGAACCUGUGUCUGGUUCUUCCAGGGGCAAAGAGUGAUUAAUAACAGUAAUGAGUAAUGAUAUAUUGGCAGUCUCUCUGCGAUGUUGGGAGGAUCAGGGGAGAUCGUGGAAACAUGCACAUGCUUUGGAAACUAUACAAGAGAAUGCCAAUCGUGGAUUAUCUUUAAAGAUUAUUAUUGUUAGUCACAUCAUUGCCUCUACCCCUCUUGGCCACAGGCUGGAGUUGAAGCUAGACGAGGAAGAGGAGCGGAGGAAAAGGCGCCGGGAGAAGAACAAAGUGGCGGCGGCUCGAUGCCGGAACAAGAAGAAGGAGCGGACGGAGUUUCUGCAGCGGGAAUCUGAGCGGCUGGAACUCAUGAACGCGGAGCUGAAGACCCAGAUCGAGGAGCUGAAGCAGGAGCGGCAGCAGCUCAUUCUGAUGCUGAACCGGCAUCGCCCCACCUGCAUCGUCCGGACGGACAGCGUCAAGACCCCCGAGUCCGAAGGCAACCCGCUGUUGGAGCAGCUAGAGAAGAAGUGACCAUGGGCUGGGCGAAGGAAGAGGAGGAAGAGGAGGAGGAGGAGGAGGAUUUGGGAAGAGGGUAGAGGAUGAGGGGUCCCAGAGGGCCCUUCCUCGCUGCAUGACAAACUUGACAAGGAGGCUCAGCACAGCCAGCGCUGGCCGGGCCUUUUUUGUGAAACUCAGAUCAGCCACACGAGGGGAAGAACGGCUGAGGGUACUAGAAGGACCAAGCGCUGAGACCAAAGCAGACCCUCCGGCGGGGCUGGCCUGCUGGGGCCCAGCUCGAAGGAGGCAGCACAGAGACCGGCUGAGAGACACCCCAACCCAAUGGCCUCGGGCACUUCCCGGCCCCCCCCACCGGGCCCACUGAGGGACCUCGGAGCAGCCAGGAAAAGCCAUGAGUUGCAAACAAAACGCGGCUGGGGACGAACUCCGAGUCCAACUGCAGCCUGCCGGCCCCCAGCCCUGCCUGCCGACCCUGAAGCCGGGCUGGACGGGGUGCCAUGUGGGGCCCUGCCGUCCCCGCCCCGUGGGCCCAGCGUGGGGGGGUCCCCCGGGAGCGGCAGCUGGGGCGCACCCUCGCCCGCCCUGCUGGAGUUUGCUGUGGGCACGAGGCGCGGGCGCCCUUCCAAAGCACAUACUCACCGAAUGUUUACAGACUGGCUGUCCUGGCAGGGCUUUCAACUGCACAUGUUUUUUAUACUUUCUUUUUUUUUUAAUAUUUUUUACAAAAAAAAAGAUUUUAUACAAGCAAUAUAUAUAUGGAUUUCUAUAAUCACUCGAUGUGAUAUAGUAUAAAUAUGCUAUGGUUUGUUUGUUACGAACAGAUAUCCAGCAGUUAUGGCCAUUGUGUGUAACUCCUAAGUACUGUAGUAGUCUCUGGGUGUUGGGGGUGGCCGGGGCGGGCAUGGGGUGCAUUUCCAUCCUGGUAAACCCUUCCUAGUACUCAGUCCUGUAUCGCUCAGUAAACGUUACUCUUACUUA
This is a messenger RNA of Nyctereutes procyonoides (raccoon dog), 1748 nucleotides long. It is a transcript of the gene JDP2, whose product is annotated as Jun dimerization protein 2. The coding region runs from base 312 to 782 and encodes 156 amino acids. NCBI's taxonomy places the organism in Eukaryota, Metazoa, Chordata, Mammalia, Carnivora, Canidae. The record is from RefSeq and is a predicted model, not a curated record. Gene Ontology annotation, biological process: regulation of transcription by RNA polymerase II. Gene Ontology annotation, cellular component: nucleus. The transcript has 3 exons. Gene Ontology annotation, molecular function: RNA polymerase II cis-regulatory region sequence-specific DNA binding; DNA-binding transcription factor activity, RNA polymerase II-specific.